GCCAGGAGGGAGGAAGAGAGUGACGAGCAAGAGGAGGGAGGGAGGGGAGUAGGAGGGGGAGGAGCAGCAGGUCGGAUCAUCUGGAGGGCCGUAGAAGAAGAUCGUCUGGAGCUCUUUGUUUCUUUCCGCUGCUCGAGACCGUCGCGGAAUUUGCAUCCUCUUGCCGCUUCAUUCCAUUGCUUCAUCGGCUGUUCCAUCGACGGCACCUGUGGAGUCGGAGCGCGCCUCCGAUCUCAGAGCACUUUUCGUCAUGAGGCAUCCCGAGGUUGUUUGGGCUCAACGUACAGACAAGGUGUUUCUCACUGUGGAGUUGCCGGAUGCGAAAAACCCGAAAGUGAAGCUUGAGCCCGAGGGCAAGUUCACCUUCUCUGCAACCGCCGGGACAGACAAUCAACUGUAUGAGCUCGAUUUGGAGCUUUUCGGAAAAGUUAAUGUGGAUGCCAGUAAGAUCAACAUUGGUCUCCGUCAUACCUUCGUCGUAAUUGAGAAAGAAGACAAGGGAUGGUGGAAGAGGCUGUUGAAGCCUGAGGGGAAAUCACCUCCCUACAUCAAGGUUGACUGGAACAAAUGGGUUGAUGAGGAUGAGGAGAAGGACGCACCCAGCCUUGAUAACUUCGACCUCGGAGGCAUGGACGAUCUCUCGAAUAUCAACAUGGGCGGGGAUCAAGACAGCGAUGAUGAAGAUCUUCCGGAGCUAGAGAGUAAACCUUGAAAAGCUUCCGUUGUAUGUGGAGACGAAAAACCUGUAAGAGGUGGUAUCGAAUGUUCAAAGUCAUGAUACAGAUAGCUACAUCGCUAGAGCACACGGCAAUUGUUGACAACAUCUAUCUGUACUCCGCCCUACGUAUCUCCUCUGAGUGCCGCAGUGUGGCCAGGCGAAGAACGGAUCAGCAGGCAUGCUCUGUUCUAGUAAGGUGAUCUAGGAUAUGCGCUCUUUCAAGGUUCUCUGCUAGUACCGAUGACUCGGAAUUCAAGGGCCUAGAACGUGCCGAUUCAACCUUCGUAGUUCUGAGGUUGUGAGUUUGGAAGCAGAUAUAGUGGACUCUACCAAGACGUGUAGAUCAGGCUCUUUAAAGGAGCAUAAAUUUUAUCUGCUUUUUUGAGUAAAGUUGGCUGUCACAAAGAUCCAGGAAGUUUCUUGGAACAAUCU
Marchantia polymorpha subsp. ruderalis is the source of this 1150-nucleotide messenger RNA. Lineage: Eukaryota; Viridiplantae; Streptophyta; Marchantiopsida; Marchantiales; Marchantiaceae. The record is from the annotation of a GenBank genome assembly.